Messenger RNA from Pistacia vera, 1043 nucleotides. RefSeq names its product UDP-glycosyltransferase 83A1-like. The record is from RefSeq and is a predicted model, not a curated record. The transcript has 2 exons. Bases 28 to 339 code for a protein of 103 amino acids. NCBI's taxonomy places the organism in Eukaryota, Viridiplantae, Streptophyta, Magnoliopsida, Sapindales, Anacardiaceae.
CUGGCUUUCUUUUACAAUAUUCCAAAGAUGAUUGAUGAUGGAAUCAUUGACAGUAAUGGGACUCCGUUCAAGAAACGAAUGAUUCAGUUUGCACCCAACAUGCCUGAAAUCAACAGUACAAACUUUAUUUGGGCAAACAUUGGUGGCGGCGUAGCCCAAAAGAUACUCUUUGACUAUUUAUGGAAGACCACAGAAGCUGUGAAAGUUGCAGAUACCCUUAUUGGCAACUCAACCUGUGGCUUUGAACCUGGAGCAUUCAACUUGGUUCCAAAUAUGCUUCCAAUAGGACCUCUUUUGGCGAGCAACCGACAAGGAAAUUCAACAGGAUACUUCUGGUAAGAAGACUCAGCAUGCUUGGAAUGGCUUGAUCAACAACAGCCUAACUCAGUCAUUUAUGUUGCAUUUGGCAGCUUCACAGUUAUAGACAAGAUCCAAUUCCAAGAGUUGGUACUAGGACUUGAACUCUCCAACAAGCCAUUCCUGUGGGUUGUUAGGCCAGACAUUACUGAUGGUGCCAAUGAAGCCUUCCCAGAUGGGUUUGAAGAAAGGGUAGCCAACCGUGGGAAAAUGGUGGGUUGGGCGCCGCAACAGAAGGUUUUGAGUCACCCUUCCAUUGCCUGCUUCUUUAGCCAUUGCGGUUGGAAUUCAACCAUGGAAGGUUUAAACAAUGGGCUUCCUUUCUUAUGUUGGCCAUACUUUUGCUGACCAGUUCAUCGACGAGAGCUACAUUUGUGAUCUUUGGUAGGUGGGAUUGCGGUUUAAAAGAGACGAAAGUGGAAUCAUUACAAGAGAAGAAGUUAAAAGCAAGAUAGAUCAAGUGGUUGGUGAUGAAAAAUUUAAAGAAAGAGCUUUAGCACUCAAGAAAACUGCCAUAGAACCUAUUUUCAUGCUCACCCCUAAUAAUAUUCAUAUUCUCUAACAAUUGCUUGCAAGAAAGAAAAAUGAACAGUUCAUUCCCCAACAGUUCAGCUUGCUUUCGCAAAAAUUUAAAUUUGAAUGAAUAAACCUUAUCUAUCUUUGACCUCAUUUUUCACCUCCCUCCU